AAACGUUAUGGCAUUUUAUCUACUGCAGUAAUAUAUAAUGCCUACUUUCAACGCUAAUGAAUACUGGUCAGGAACAUCUAAUGGAGCCAGCACCUACUCAUUUGCAUGACGGAGCACAGCUUCAGGGGUUCUCUGCUAAGAGAUUGGCCGGCAAAGUCGCAGUCAUAACCGGCGGAUCAAGAGGAAUCGGCGCCGCAACAGCCAAAGCAUUCGCCAAAAAUGGCGCCCACGUCGUCAUCGCCGACUUACUAGACGACAUCGGAGCCGAACUCGCGGACACCAUCAGCGGCCGCUACAUACACUGCGACGUGUCGAAGGAAACCGACGUGGAAUCGGCCAUCGAGCUCGCAAUCCGUUGGAAAGGCCAGCUAGACAUCAUGUUCAACAACGCCGGGAUUUCAGGUCCCGGAGGGAGCAUAACAACCAUGGACAUGGAACAGGUAAAGCACCUGAUCUCAGUCAACGUCCACGGCGUUCUGCACGGAAUCAAAUACGCCGCGAAAGCCAUGAUCGAAGGAGGGAGAAAAUCCGGAAGCAUAAUCUGCACAUCGAGCUCGGCUGCGAUCAUGGGUGGGCUUGGUUCACACGCGUACUCGUUGUCGAAGGAAGCCAUUAAUGGGUUGAUGAGAAGCGCUGCUUGCGAGCUGGGAAUGUAUGGGAUACGAGUGAACUGCAUUUCUCCACAUGGGGUUCCUUCGGAGAUGCUCGUGGAUGCGUACAGGAAGUACCUUGGGAAAGAAGAUAUGAAAGCCGAAGAGGUGGGUAGGAUUGUAGGUGAGAAAGGGAGUUUGCUGAGAGGAAGAGGAGGAUUUGCCGAGGAUGUGGCUCAAGCAGCAUUGUUCUUGGCUAGUGAUGAAGAAUCUGGAUUCGUUACUGCUCAUAAUCUUGUUGUUGAUGGAGGAUACACGUCUGCUACUAGUACUAUGAACUUCAUUUACCGGUAGCCAUGGAUGACGAAUUUGAAGCAGAACAACACUUGGCAAAAGAAAGGAAGAAAAAUAAAUGGACUACAAUAGACUACCUCUCUCUCUCUCUCUCUCUCUCUCUAAAUAAUCUCUAUUUUGAAUAAUAGUAAUGCAUACUGUAUCUCUCCCUCUCCUUAUUGAUAGACAGAUUUUAACAUCUCUUGAAAAGAUGGAUUUUUUACUUAAUACCAUAAUGUCAUGUGGCUAAUUUUAGUCAUACAAUAGAAAGGGAACUAUAUGGGUAUGAAUUAUCAUUAAAUUGUUAUUCAUUUCA
Molecule: messenger RNA, 1239 nt
Organism: Ziziphus jujuba (common jujube)
Lineage: Eukaryota; Viridiplantae; Streptophyta; Magnoliopsida; Rosales; Rhamnaceae
Product: short-chain dehydrogenase reductase ATA1
Exons: 2
Coding region: 57-944 (295 amino acids)
Source: RefSeq, a predicted model, not a curated record